AUGCCGCCAGCGCCGCGCAUCCCACUAACGCUGAUCGUGGCCGCCACGCCGUCGCUGGGCAUCGGCCGCGCCGGCGCCCUGCCCUGGCCAAUGCUGAAGAAAGAAAUGGCCUACUUUGCGCGCGUCACCAAGCGCGUGCCGCAAACGAACGACGCCUCCCCACCCGCCGCGCGCAACGUCGUCAUCAUGGGCCGCAAGACAUGGGAGAGCAUCCCGCCGCGCUUCCGCCCGCUCAAGGACCGCUUGAACGUCGUUAUUACGCGCACGCCCUCAAAGCUCGACAUCACCACCUCAAAUACCACCUCAAAUACCACCUCAAAUACCACCACCUCCACCGACACCACCACCACACCCACCCCACCCACGACCAUAACAGCGCCCUCGCUGACCCACGCACUGCACACGCUCCACACUUACGCGCAAACUGCCGCGCCCCUCGGCCGCGUCUACGUCAUCGGCGGCGCGGCCAUCUACCGCGCAGCGCUGGAGGAGGCGCCGCUAUGCGUAAGACACGUCCUGCUGACCAAGGUGUGGGGCGAGUUUGAGUGCGAUACUUUUCUGGGGGUGGAUGUGGAGGCGGGUGGGCGGGGAGGAGAGGAAGGAGAGGAAGGGAAGGAGUGGGUGCGGAAGGGGAAUAAAGAGCUAAGCGAGUUUGUGGGCGAGGUGGUGCCUGAAGGACGGGUGGAGGAGGGGGGGACCGAGUUUGAGUUUUGUUUGUUUGAGAGGGUGCGUGCGUGA
Aplosporella prunicola CBS 121167 is the source of this 738-nucleotide messenger RNA. RefSeq lists its product as uncharacterized. The record is from RefSeq and is a predicted model, not a curated record. Gene Ontology annotation, biological process: dihydrofolate metabolic process; tetrahydrofolate biosynthetic process; folic acid metabolic process. Gene Ontology annotation, cellular component: mitochondrion. Gene Ontology annotation, molecular function: NADP binding; dihydrofolate reductase activity. The transcript has a single exon. Lineage: Eukaryota; Fungi; Ascomycota; Dothideomycetes; Botryosphaeriales; Aplosporellaceae. Bases 1 to 738 code for a protein of 245 amino acids.